AUGACCCCCUCAUUCCCCGAACCCAUGAAGCUCCACGAUGACGAGACGAGCUCCACCCAAUCGGAUACCUCCGACAUGGUCCCGAAUACGUUCGAGGGUCCGGAGAAGAACCUCGAGAUCGACUUCAAGGCUGGAGUGGGCCAUGCUCGUGGCUUGCGAGAAGUGUCUCGUCAAGACCUGGACGAGAUGCUGGAAGCUGGACAGUGCCAGAUCUUGUCCCGUAUUAGUAACGAACACAUUGAUGCGUACGUGUUGUCGGAGAGCUCCAUGUUCAUUUACGCACACAAGAUCGUGCUCAAGACAUGCGGGACCACGACGCUGCUCAAGUGUCUGCCAUUUAUUAAGACUUUUGCUGAACGACUAGGCCUCGAGAUCGAGUGGGUGAAUUAUUCCCGCAAGAACUAUACGUUCCCAGAAGAGCAAAAGUACCCACACACGAGCUUCCAGACGGAAGUGGCCUUCCUGAGCUCAUACUUUCCGGAUGGGUCGGCGCAUGUUUUGGGCCCGCUGAACCAUGAUCACUGGUAUAUCUACGCGUGGGACGCCGAUAUCCACGAGCAGCAGCCUGUCACGGAUGUAUUGACCCAUCCAGGCACGGGGAAAGAGCUCGGGGCGAAUGAGAGCACGCUGCACGUGCUGAUGCAGGAUAUGCAUCCAAGUGUAGCCAAGCAGUUUUUCAAGAGCAAUGAUACGACAAUGGUGUCUCGUCGGAUGACGAUCGAAAGCGGCAUCCGUGAUUUGGUGCCGGGUGCAACAAUCGACGAUUUCGCUUUCGACCCUUGUGGAUACUCGAUGAAUGGCAUUUUGUUUGACGCGUACUACACGAUCCACAUCACUCCCGAGAGCCAUUGCAGCUACGUGAGCUUUGAGACGAAUGCACGUCUCCGCUCGUAUGCGUCGCUACUGAAAAACGUGCUCCGUUGUUUUCGUCCAGCCAAGUACUCGGUGAGUGUGUACACGGAUCGCAAUGCGUUGGAGACGGCCAAGGGCAGCAAUAUGUUUUCCGAAGACCUGGUCAAGAUUGACGACGAUCUGCUAUACAAGCGCAAGGGCGGGCACACGCAGGCCACGUUUGAAGGCGACUACAUGUGCCGUAUGGCCAACUACUCUCAAUCGCAGCAUCCUGCUCUCAGCCGAGUCGUAAAGAAGAUCCGCUCCCCUUCUUUUGCAUAG
Peronospora matthiolae is the source of this 1173-nucleotide messenger RNA. The record is from the annotation of a GenBank genome assembly. Lineage: Eukaryota; Oomycota; Peronosporomycetes; Peronosporales; Peronosporaceae.